AAGGCAUAACCAGGUCAUCGAUUGUGUCAAGCUUACGAAACGCCUUUUCUUAAUCAGCUGAUAUUCGUUUAAAGUCAACUGAGCUUCAUUUCAGACUAACUUACGGCCCAUACUAGAUCUUAUUCAGGCUUGAUACUGAUCUGAGCAGAUACAACUACGAUAAAAUAAUCAACAAAAUGAAGCUGCUAUUCUCCAUCACGCUCGUGCUUGUGCUUGUGACGGGCUCCUACUCGUGGCCGAGUCUGAGGGGCAUCUUCAGUCACAUCAUGGGCAGCAAGGCCAAACACACACACCAGCAAGAGACGAAUGAAGUGGUCAAGAUGGAGAACUGGGUGAAACCUCCUUUCUGCAACGAGUUGGACUGCCCCAAAUACCAACGUCUGGCAUCAAAAGAGGGGUAUGAAAUCCGAAAGUACGCCAAGUCAGGGUGGGUCUCGACCAACAUGUUGGAUAUGAGCUACGGUCAGUCCAGCUAUAAAAUGUUCCGAAAGCUUUUCAACUACAUUCAGAGAGGAAACGUCGCCGCGGCCAAGAUUCCAAUGACGGCUCCGGUCACCAUGCGUAUCAUUCCCGGCCAGGGCCCAGCCUGUGAACAGAACUUUACCAUGUCAUUCUUCGUCGCCGGCGACUUCUCCGCGGCUCCUAAACCAAACGCGACAGACGUCUUUCUCAACCAGACACCAGAGGUUGUCGCUUACGUCAGACAAUUCGACGGUUACGCCAUGUCCUUCUCGACCUGGAGGACCCAGGCCCUCGCCCUCGCCAAAGCCAUCAACGACUCGUCUCUCUACCAUCAAAACUUCUACUACACAGCUGGAUACAACAGUCCAUUCCAAAUAGUAAACAGGCAUAACGAGGUCUGGUUCAUCAAGAAAUAAGAUAACUUUAUAAAUGUCCGAGUUUGACGCGAUUUUUUGUAAAAUAUACCCAGUAAUCGAUCUUGUAGGACUAUUUUAACGUGACCUUUCGAGAGAAAACGCAUUGAGCUGGUACUCAUGAAUCCUGCAAUUCUCCGGUUAAUUGUGAAAUGUGCUCGACUGGAGUCCCAUUGCAAAGCCAGGCAUUAUCAAGAGGCAUAAGGACUCUGCCAUUGGAGAGAACAGCAGAACUUGGCUUGGCGACAUAUCAAUUUCUCACAUUUCUUGUAUUGCGACAUCCUAGAGUCAUUGGUUACUCCGCCUCACGAUAUUUCAAACUUUUUAUAUACGAGGUAGGAGUAUAAAAAAACUGCAUGUCAGGAUGGUACAACGGUACAAAGGUUAAAUUGUCAUGAACGGGUGUUAUAAUCUAUUGACGUGUUCGUGAGGCUCAACGAUCGAUGUGCAUGAUUUGCUUCAUCAUCCCUCGUAUCAUGGGCCUAGCUUUCCAGCUUCAUCUUCUGUGUAGAUGUAGAUGUUUUUGUAAAAAGAUAUUUUGUAAAUAAAAGGCGUGUUUUAAAAA
This is a messenger RNA of Lineus longissimus, 1440 nucleotides long. Its product is annotated as heme-binding protein 2-like. NCBI's taxonomy places the organism in Eukaryota, Metazoa, Nemertea, Pilidiophora, Heteronemertea, Lineidae. The record is from RefSeq and is a predicted model, not a curated record. The transcript is spliced from 5 exons. Bases 177 to 878 code for a protein of 233 amino acids. Gene Ontology annotation, molecular function: heme binding.